Tachysurus vachellii is the source of this 1224-nucleotide messenger RNA. It is a transcript of the gene rab4a, whose product is annotated as RAB4a, member RAS oncogene family. The record is from RefSeq and is a predicted model, not a curated record. The coding region runs from base 131 to 772 and encodes 213 amino acids. Gene Ontology annotation, biological process: Rab protein signal transduction; regulation of endocytosis. Gene Ontology annotation, cellular component: endosome. The transcript has 8 exons. Gene Ontology annotation, molecular function: GTPase activity; GTP binding. Lineage: Eukaryota; Metazoa; Chordata; Actinopteri; Siluriformes; Bagridae.
UCGGAACCGGAAGUGUACGGCCUGUGUAUUCUAGCAGGAUGAGCGGAUCCAGCUGAGGGAUUUUCCCUUUAUUUAAUAUCGUCCUCGACUGCGCUGUGAAAAGUAUAGCUAUCUGAAAUAAACAGCUGCCAUGUCUGAGACAUACGAUUUCCUUUUUAAGUUCCUUGUUAUUGGGAAUGCGGGAACUGGAAAAUCAUGUCUCCUUCACCAGUUCAUAGAGAAGAAGUUCAAAGAUGAUUCAAAUCAUACAAUCGGAGUGGAGUUUGGCUCUAAGAUAAUCAAUGUGGUCAACAAAUUUGUCAAACUCCAGAUUUGGGACACGGCAGGACAGGAACGGUUCAGAUCUGUAACACGAAGCUAUUACAGAGGGGCAGCAGGAGCUCUCCUUGUCUAUGACAUCACCAGCCGGGAGACAUAUAAUGCUCUGACCAACUGGUUGACAGAUGCCAGGAUGUUAGCCAGUCAGAACAUUGUUAUAAUUCUGUGUGGUAAUAAGAAGGACAUGGAUGCUGAUCGGGAGGUUACCUUUCUGGAGGCGUCUCGCUUCGCUCAGGAGAAUGAGCUUAUGUUUCUAGAGACCAGUGCUUUAACCGGGGAAAAUGUGGAAGAGGCCUUUGUCCAGUGUGCACGCAAAAUCCUCAACAAAAUAGAAUCAGGUGAGCUGGAUCCAGAGCGGAUGGGUUCAGGGAUUCAGUAUGGUGAUGCAGCGCUACGGCAGCUUCGUUCCCCGAGACGAGCUCAGGCUGAGAGUGUGCAGGAGUGUGGUUGUUAGAGAACCAACAGCAAGUGCUGUUGAAUUCUUGAUUCUGGCUGAUGAGGAGGAGUUGAUUAAUCUUUUAUUCUAAACCCUCUGACAGUAGUAAAGUUAUUAUUCAAAAUACAGGUUUAUUUUACAUUUAUUUAUUUCUGAACACUUUCAUACAAAGCAACUGUGAAUUACAUGUUGCAUAUUAAUAUGUGUUCUAAUAUAUCAAUUCUAUAGUAAAGUGAUAAAGGAAGUUAAUAAUUUAGCAAAUAAUUCAUCUGUAAUUCUGUUAGGAUACAGUGUCAGUAGCACUUUGUGUAAAUAAACAAAUGAAGGAAGAUGCCAUUCUUCACUUUUUUUUUUAUCGCUGGCAAAUUGCUGUGAUUUGAGGAAUAAAACACUAUAACAUGCGGUAUAACAUCACUUUGUGUCUGGCUACAUUAUACCACCAGACAAAAAAUACCCCACUGUUUUAUUUC